UCGAUAUGCUGUAACCCACAUCUCUGCUAGCUUAUCUUUAGUAUGACCCUCGCACAAACCAUUCUCACAUUUUUUCGGCUUAUUAUUCAAUAGAGAAAUUAUAACUGAAACUCAAAGAGCUCCACUCCACAAAUGAACAGCAUUGGCGAGGAUUGCAAUGAGCUGAAGAAGCAGUACGACGCCUGCUUCAACAGCUGGUUCUCGGAAGGCUUCCUUAAGGGCCAGACAGAUGACUCGGGCUGCGCGCCGAUUUUCCGGGUCUAUCAGGAGUGCGUCAAGCGCGCCAUGAGGGAGCAAAAGAUCGAGCUGCGGGAGGUCGGAUCUGAGUACUGCACCGGCUCGGAGUACGACAAUGCGAGCAGUUCCGGCGGAAAGACGCAACACAAGACCAAAAGUUGACCCGUUACGCAGCUCCAGCAUCCUGGCAACGGCCUUGAAUCCACAGUGGGCCAGAACCCGGGACACAAUGACCUCACCGGUAAACAGCGCCGGCACCAGAGUGGAGGAACAGCCUAGGUCUACCACGUACCAGAAGCAGCUUUGGUUUAGUUCCAUGACUCGUAUCCGUAGAGCUAUACCUUAUGUAAAUUAUUUAGUGAAUGUUUUAUAUUUAUAAUUAAGUUCAAAAAGCGAACUAUAAAAAUUGUUAUAUUCAGACAACA
This is a messenger RNA of Drosophila sechellia, 662 nucleotides long. RefSeq names its product TP53-regulated inhibitor of apoptosis 1. Lineage: Eukaryota; Metazoa; Arthropoda; Insecta; Diptera; Drosophilidae. Bases 133 to 399 code for a protein of 88 amino acids. Gene Ontology annotation, cellular component: mitochondrial intermembrane space; nucleus; cytosol. The record is from RefSeq and is a predicted model, not a curated record. Gene Ontology annotation, molecular function: phosphatidic acid transfer activity. The transcript has 2 exons. Gene Ontology annotation, biological process: phospholipid translocation.